This is a messenger RNA of Dermacentor albipictus, 1255 nucleotides long. Its product is annotated as ATP-binding cassette sub-family C member 3-like. NCBI's taxonomy places the organism in Eukaryota, Metazoa, Arthropoda, Arachnida, Ixodida, Ixodidae. Gene Ontology annotation, cellular component: membrane. Gene Ontology annotation, biological process: transmembrane transport. Gene Ontology annotation, molecular function: ABC-type transporter activity; ATP binding; ATP hydrolysis activity. The record is from RefSeq and is a predicted model, not a curated record.
AACAACGAUCGGCAGGCAAUACGAGAGUACAAGACUGUCUAGGCUGCUGCAGCACCUAACGGAGACUCUGGAUUCUGUGGGGAUGAUUCGCUGCUACCGGGUAAUGGAGAAAUUUUGCGCCCGUUUCAGGCGACUCGUCAACGACUACACAGAAGCCUUCAACGCCUUCACUCUGUCAUACUCCUUCACCCGCCUCAUCGUGACCUUUUUUGGCGUGCUUGUUAUUUUCCUCGCCGUGAUAGUCGUUGUGGUGCCGAAUCAAGGAGACCCGCAAUCUGCAGCCACGGUUGGCCUGUCGCUUCUAUCAGCUUUGACGGUACCAUUUGCCAUGACGGGUGUCUUCAUGGUCCUAUUUUGGGCUGUUCUGGCUUUUGUGGCGCUGGAGCGUUCACUGGAAUACACGGAAUUACCUAUUGAAGAGGAUACUUCGUGCGACAUACUGCUCCCUUCGGGUAAACUAGACAUGCCGAACGCACGGCUCUUCCUGGAACCUUACGACGGUUUGUGGCCCAGUCAGGGUGUCGUGAAAUUCCAGAACUUCAGUGCAUCCUACCGGCCUGGCGUCGUAGAAGAUGCUCUAAAGGACAUCUGCUUCGAGGCAAACGCCGGAGAGAAGGUGGCUGUCGUGGGAAGAACAGGUGCUGGAAAGUCGUCACUUGUGCUAGCGCUUUUGCGAAUGAUUCAAAGGACAUCCGGUGCGAUCACUAUCGACGGCACAGAUAUCUACGAUGUGCCACUUAAGAGGCUGCGCUCGGCUAUAGCAAUCAUACCACAGGACCCAUCCUUGUUCUGCGGUACUCUACGCGAAACUUUGGAUCCUCAAGGUCGCAUGCCCGAUUCUGAGCUUUGGGGUGCCUUGCAGAAAGUGGGGCUCGAAGAAUUCACUAGGAGCAACCCCAGCGGCCUUUCUUUUCUAAUAGCAGAAAAGGCAGAAAACCUAAGUGCCGGCCAGAGACAGCUGGUGUCGUUCGCUCGGGCCUUGCUUCGAGGUACAAAGAUUCUAGUGCUCGAUGAAGCCACUUCACAGAUGGACCAGGAAACAGAUCGCCGGGUGCAGGCGACUCUUCGGGAAAGCUUUUCCCAUUGUACACUAAUCACCAUAGCACACCGCAUCGACACAAUUCUCGAUUAUGACCGAGUCGUCGUCAUGGGAGAUGGCAGAGUUAUAGAAUGUGGACACAUAUAUGACCUCCUGGCUGAUCGAGGCUCCACCUUUCGCAGCAUGGCCGCCGGUGCUGGAAUACCGUUGGAAUAA